Penicillium paradoxum is the source of this 816-nucleotide messenger RNA. RefSeq names its product methyltransferase psoC (gene psoC). The record is from RefSeq and is a predicted model, not a curated record. The transcript is spliced from 2 exons. NCBI's taxonomy places the organism in Eukaryota, Fungi, Ascomycota, Eurotiomycetes, Eurotiales, Aspergillaceae. Bases 1 to 816 code for a protein of 271 amino acids.
AUGGAUAAUUUCAUGCAGAUGACCAAAGAGCUCGGGCAUAAGCCCGAGCUGCUGCGUUUGAUUGCGUUGGAUGCGACUUAUGAUGAUGCCUUGGAGGGAAAACUUGUGGUGGCUCCUAUUGAUAUGAACGAGCCUGGAAAGAAGAUUCUGGACUCUGGAACCGCUGACGGAACUUGGCUUCGCGGAGUACGCAGCAAGCAAUCAGCGCAGCACGAGUACUUUGGUAGCGACGUCGAAGGCGAGCUAUUCCCCGAGAAUACAGACGGCAUCACCUACUUCGCACAUUCGUUCAAGGAGCCAUGGCCCCAGCAGUACCUGGGCACUUUCGACCUUGUCCACAUCCGAGGCAGCAUGGCGGGCUCCGCCCCCGAGGGACCGGCCCCUGUGAUCAAGAACCUCACGACGCUAUUGAAGUCUGGUGGUUGGAUUCAGCUCAUGGAAAUGAAUGGCUUCAGCGCACCGAAGAACGGUCCUGCAAUGACGGACUUUGCCACCAUGGCGUCUGAGAUGUUCACCGGUAUUGGUGUCGGUGACUUCGCCAACAACAACAAAUCCCUAAUGGAGGAGGCCGGCUUGGUGAAUGUGCAGGAGAAGCGCGUCAUUGUCAACCUUGGCAAGAAAGCGAAGCCAGAGUUCCAAGAGAUCAGCAUUCAUGGUGUCACUGGACCGAUCGUGCCGUUGACCAGUGUGGCCAGGACUGUGCCAUCUUCCUUCACCAGUGAGCAGUUCGAUACGCUUCCGGCGCGUGUUAAGGAAGAGCUGCAGACUCAAGGAGGCCAAGUUGAGAUGGUCAUUGCCUUUGGCCAGAAGGCUUGA